UCCUGGCCCUCCCGCCCCUCACGCAGCCCCGGGCCCGGCGGAGGCGCCUGCGCGCUGCGGCCGCUCGGUGCCGGCCCCGCUGGCGCCGCCCGCAGCUCCCGCGGCUCCUCUGCCUAUUUUAGUCACAGCCGCGCCUCCGCGGGACCGCCAGCGGCGACGAGCGGCAGCCCCGGGCUGUUGCUGUCCUGUCCGGGUGGCCCGGAAAGUUUUCCGCGGGGCAGGAGUCUCCAAGAUGAAUACUACAGCAAUGAGCCCACUCACUGUUACUCCACUAGGUUUUGUUCCAGACUUAAAAAAUUCCACCCUUGAUCCUCUCAAUGAGACUGCAUGUGAAAACUGGAAAGAGAUCCAUCAUCUUGUUUUCCAUGUGGCAAACAUUUGCUUUGCAGUUGGACUGGUUAUUCCAACCACUUUGAAUCUUCAUAUGAUUCUUCUGCGAGGCCUGCUCACCAUAGGAUGUGCAUUAUUCAUCAUUUGGGCUACACUCUAUCGUUGUGCCUUGGACAUAAUGAUCUGGAAUUCUGUGUUUUUGGUUGUCAACCUUUUGCAUUUCAUAUACCUAGUGUAUAAAAGAAGACCGAUCAAGAUAGAGAAGGAGCUUAGCAGCCUCUACAAGAGAAUGUUUGAACCUCUCCAUGUGCCUCCAGAGCUCUUCCAAAGACUAACUGGACAAUUCUGCAACAUUCAGACUUUGAAGACAGGUCAAGCCUAUGCAGCAGAAGAUAAAACAUCAGUUGAUGAUAGGCUAAGCAUCCUGCUGAAGGGGAAAAUGAAGGUGUCUUAUCGAGGGCAUUUUCUGCAUAAUAUUUACCCCUGUGCCUUUAUAGAUUCUCCUGAAUUUCGAUCAACGCAGAUGAACCGGGGUGAGAAAUUCCAGGUCACCAUUAUUGCAGAUGAUAACUGCAAGUUCCUGUGCUGGUCCAGGGAACGGCUGACUUACUUUCUGGAGUCUGAGCCAUUUCUUUAUGAGAUCUUUAAGUACCUUAUUGGCAAAGAUAUUACAAAUAAACUUUAUUCAUUGAAUGACCCAACCUUAAAUGACAAGGCUUCAAAGAAGAUUGACCGACAGCCCAGCCUUUGCUCUCAGCUCUCCGUGAUGCAGAUGAGGAACAGCAUGGCCAGCACCAGUGACAGCGAGGAUGGCUUGCAGAUGUUUCUUCGUGGGACUUCCUCUGCAUCCUCUCUUCUGACAGGUCCAGCAGAGCGCCUUCCCUAGUUGACUCAUCGAUCACUUGCGCGAAGGAAUUGCCUGCUACGUUCCAGAAACCUCCUGGACUGCCUGCUCCCAGCCUUGUUGCCUUUCCACCAGAUACCAGGGUGGUUAAAACUCCCCAAGAGCACCAAGGCCUGUGAUCCAGUUGUUGAAAGAAGGCUUCCUUCUCCUUGCUCUUCUUGAUCAGGCAGCCUGUAGAGAUUCCUGCUGUGAAGUUCUCCUGUGUUGGUCUGUUCUCUGAUCUUUGCCUUUAAACCCUCGAGUGGCUUUUCACUUGUUCCACACACAGCAAAGUUCUGUGAAAUUGAAGCCACUCCUUUGCAUAGAGAGCCUUUGGGUGAAUUUGCACUCAGAAAUUACAAAACUGUGUUUGUGCGAUUAGUUAGAAUUAAAAUGUCUCUUUCAGGCUUAACACCAAAACUCUUACACCAGUAUUUCAGCUUUGGGAGAAAGUACUUGAAAUGCAUGACAAGUUCAGCUGUAAUUAUAUAAAUCUCCAAGAUGCACUUGUGCUUAGCACAUAUUUGAUAAAUACACUUUUCUCUGUUGUACUUUUCCUUGGUUUGUGUACCUUUUUUUUUUUGGUAAACACAGUGUGCUUUACCCAAGAAAAGGGGUUUAUGUGUCUUUUAUUUUCUGAAAUUCCUCAGCCCAGCUGAGGCAGCAGCCUCCCAAGUCCAAUGCUUCCCCUUACUUUUGGGGAGGCAGAGGGAUUGCCCCUAUAGCAGUGCAACACACACCUUGGGAAGUAUUUUUAUUUUUUUUAUUUAUUUCUUCUUUGCAUUUUGGUUGUGAAAUUUCUGACUUCUGUAAAAGGUUUGUUCAUGUCCUCAAACUGUAAUGCUUCAAUCUUUGUUUUUGCCAAGAUAGCUUUUUAGUUAUUCCUGGGUACUGUCAUUGCCAAUGAUGGGGUUGCUACCAAGGUGAGCUCUGAUUAAAGAUUUGUAUUCAGUGUGGAUUGUGGCCAUGUACGCACUUUUUUCAGAUCACAGGGAAAACUGAAAAAAAUCUGCUAUUUGCCUUGUCACUGCUGUGUGUUCAAAAAUUUUCUGCUGAGUGCUCUCAGUGCAAAAGCUGGGGUAUUUUUUUGUCUUUUUUUUUAACAUUUACUGUAGUGCACAUGCUGAGGCUUACAGUUCCAGUGCUGUUCCCUGGGUCCUCCUUCUACAGGUAUACAUUUGUUUCUUUGGAACAAACAAACACAAUCCAAAAUCCUCAAAAGAUUUUUUGAGAAGCAUAUGGAAUGUCAAACUUUUUCUUCUUCUCUAUUCUUUUUUUAAAAUUAUAAUAAAAAAUGAAUGAAGGGAACUUACCUGUACAGGAACUCUAUAGGAAUACUGUUUUGUCAUUGCUAGGUGAUUGUUGUGUGGACAAAGCCUCCCACUACAAAUAUAACUUUGACUACUAUAAUCCAAAUAAGUUUUCUUCUCUUAAUUUACAUAUUCUUGAAAAAAUUAGCAUUUAUAAUUUUGUGUAAUCCCAUCUUUUAAAAUUAUGUAUUUAUCAGUGCUAUAAAUGAUAAGCUUUGACUCAUUCUCUCAAGAAAUUAAUAUUAAUACUUUUUCAAAGUGUUUAGUAAUAAAAGGGCUAAAAUUACUAAUUAGUAGGUCCCAAACUACAGUUACUAACAAAAGUAUAUUUUUAAUUUAAUUAAUUAAGAAACCCAACUAACUGUUUGCUUUUAUAUUAAGGAAAUAACCAACAAGAGUUCUAUAAUGCUUACGGAGUGAGUCGUUUGCAGCAUGAUGUUUUCUGUUGAUAACAUCACAUUAACUCAGCAGGCAUCCUCAAAAAGGUAUUAAAGUGGGGUUUGUUUAUCAUGUGACACUUGUGCUUGACAUCUGUGGUCCAUCUGUAUGUAAUUCAUUAGUAAGUGAAAUAGAGGUAUCUCUUUUUCCAAAAUUUGAGUUAAGCAAAUAUAGUUUAACCUGAUCACAAGCCUAGUUUCACCUGAAUUUCAGCCCUUUAAAUAAUAUUUUGGUAUUAGUUUCUAUUCUGUAAUUCUAUUGCUUGACAGCCAUUCACAUAUUUAUUAGAGAUAAGUCUCUUUUUCUGUGGUACUUGUUCUAGACAUCUCAGAUUUGCUGGUGUAUUCAUCUGUAUUUGUUAACUUCUAAGCUGAGCAGGAAUGUAAAAAAGUUUUGGUUUGGUAAUGCUUUUAGUGGUAUUAUGAGAUUAAAUGCUCCCCACUUGUGGUUAAAGGCAGGAUUGGAUUUCACAAGAAUUUUAAUAUGUAUUUUGGUUUAGGCCCUCAAGAAAGGGCAACAAAAUGUAGUGAAAGGAAGGUCUGACUCAGUCACUUGAACAUCUGUCCAACACUGGAUAAUGGCAUCAGUAGACAAAGGUUUGUAUUUGGAGCAAAUAAGAGCAUGUCUUUGAAACAAACAGGCUGAGUGAAUUAGACCUUAUACUGGAUCCUGUUGUACAAACUUAUGGCCGCUUGCUUCUGUUUUCUGGAGAGAAUUAAGUGGCUUUAAACAGAAGAAAACCAUUUUUAAAAUAGCAAUAAACUACAAAAAAA
Molecule: messenger RNA, 3734 nt
Organism: Motacilla alba alba
Lineage: Eukaryota; Metazoa; Chordata; Aves; Passeriformes; Motacillidae
Gene: POPDC1
Product: blood vessel epicardial substance
Exons: 8
Coding region: 233-1216 (327 amino acids)
Cellular component (GO): sarcolemma
Molecular function (GO): cAMP binding
Source: RefSeq, a predicted model, not a curated record